Molecule: messenger RNA, 1125 nt
Organism: Puccinia triticina
Lineage: Eukaryota; Fungi; Basidiomycota; Pucciniomycetes; Pucciniales; Pucciniaceae
Exons: 4
Coding region: 1-1125 (374 amino acids)
Source: RefSeq, a predicted model, not a curated record
AUGCCCAGGACGAGCGCAGAAUAUAGCAGCACGAUCUCCGACCUCACCCGCGCCAAGCUAGCCGGCGAGCUCAUCCUGCCCCUCACCCACCAACGCCGAGGCCCCUGUCUGCGCAAGCUGGUGCACUGGUCCAACCUGCUCUCGGUGCUCACCGCAGAGUGCGACUGGUUCGACCACCUCCUCGAGGAGAUCGACGACUCCGACAGCGAGUCCGAGUCCUCCGACGGCCUGCCCGACCCCGCCCUGCUCCACAACAUCCUCCCCGCGCCUCCGAGGCCAUCCCGCCGCCCCCGUGCCCGGCGAGACCCUGCCGGCCUCGGCCUCCCCCACUGGGGCUUCCUCUGCAUCCGGCCCACCGAGGAGGAGCUCAAGACGACGGCCGAAGACGACGAGGACAGCCAUCUGCCCAGCUUGGUCCCCAUCAAGCCCCGCCCCCGCGUCCAGGCCCUCAUCCACCACCCCCUCCAACAUCCCGCCACCACUGCCCCGUCCCCCAUCGUUACCCUCGACGCCAUCGACUUCAGGUCCUACGACUUCAUCAUCGCCGCCGACGCCCUCCUCGACGGACAAACCGUGCUCGUCAAGUACCUCGUCGGCGGAUACAACGGCCACCCCAGACCCCCAUCCUCCUCCUUCCUCCAUCCCCACACACACCACCAGCACUCAGCAGGACUGGGCCACGCCUCUCAUGACCACCCUCUCAUCGAUGCCCGCCGGGGCUCGGCCGCUCGGAGGACACCAGCACCCAAGCACCCCGACAUCCGGGUCACCAAGCUCCACAUCGUCCUCAACCAUCUCUCGCUGCCUUCGCCGGCUGCCCCUCCUGCUGGUCGGCCCAAAGAAGACGUCAACCUCGGCCUCGACGGCCGGCUGUCUCCCGACUAUCUCGACCAGCCCGCCUCCGAUCCCCACCAGAUCCUCUUCGUUAUCGCUCGCCCGGUCGGGCCAUGGACUCAGCGCGCGCUCGGCCUCCGACCGAUAUCCUCAUCCCUCUCGCCCCCCUCCUCUCUAUCCAGACCUUACGCCCUCCAAAACAUCAGCCUCUACGAACCCCCAAAACCUUCCCCCACUCGAAGCCCCCCACCGUCCCAUCCCAAUUAUUCGCUCAGUCACUCGGCGCCGUAG